Oncorhynchus masou masou (cherry salmon) is the source of this 2166-nucleotide messenger RNA. RefSeq names its product BTB/POZ domain-containing protein 2-like. Gene Ontology annotation, biological process: neurogenesis. Gene Ontology annotation, molecular function: protein binding. The record is from RefSeq and is a predicted model, not a curated record. Lineage: Eukaryota; Metazoa; Chordata; Actinopteri; Salmoniformes; Salmonidae. Bases 34 to 1794 code for a protein of 586 amino acids. The transcript has 9 exons. Gene Ontology annotation, cellular component: cytosol; P-body.
GUCACGCCCCUCCCAUGAUCUGUCAGAUUCAAGAUGGCUGCUGGGGACUACAGCGGCAGGCCUCCCUCCUUACAUUUCUCCUGCCCAGGGCCUUUGGGAAAUGGCCAGCCCAGCAACAGUGGUUAUUCAAUGCCGACGUCCAACGGUGGGCCCACUGGUGCGACCGGAGGGGUUCAGGGGCCUGCAAGGCGCCCCAACCCGCAGUCGGGGCCUGGCGGAGGCGAAAGCGCCGGUGUUGCAGCUGGAACUCAACCGACUGUGCAGAACUCGAUUCAGCAAGCGUCAGCUCAAAGCGCUGCGGCAAGGGGGGGCUCCGGAGCAACGGCUGCGAGUGUUCCAGGAACCCAUUCCUCACUGUCGUCAGCACCACCGGCCGCUGAUGUUGUGGUUUACCGGGAGCCCGUGUACAACUGGCAGGCGACGAAAAGCACCGUAAAGGAACGGUUUGCUUUCCUGUUCAAUAAUGAGGUUCUGAGUGACGUUCAUUUUCUGGUGGGGAAAGGUAUGGGAGUGCAACGAAUACCCGCACACAGAUUCGUUCUCGCUGUGGGCAGCGCAGUCUUCGAUGCCAUGUUCAACGGGGGUAUGGCGACCACCUCAACGGAAAUCGAUUUGCCAGAUGUCGAACCUGCAGCCUUUCUAGCAUUACUGAAGUUCCUGUACUCUGAUGAGGUCCAAAUAGGGCCUGAGACGGUGAUGACCACUCUGUACACAGCUAAGAAGUAUGCAGUGCCAUCCCUGGAGGCCCACUGUGUGGAAUUCCUCAAGAAGAACCUGCGGGCAGACAAUGCCUUCAUGCUGCUCACUCAGGCUCGACUUUUCGAUGAGCCCCAGCUUGCCAGCUUGUGUCUAGAGAACAUCGACAAGAAUACCGGAGAUGCGCUCGCAGCUGAGGGUUUCACUGACAUAGAUCUGGAUACUUUAGUAGCUGUGCUGGAGCGGGACACUCUGGGGGUGAGGGAGGUGCGUUUAUUUGUUGCGGCGGUACGCUGGGCAGAGGCAGAGGCCCACCGGCAGCAGCUACAGCCCACCCCAGAGAACAAACGCAGGGUCCUGGGCAAGGCCCUCGCCCUCAUCCGCUUCCCACUCAUGACUAUCGAGGAGUUUGCCGCAGGACCGGCCCAGUCCAGUAUCCUGACAGACAGUGAGGUGGUGAGUCUGUUCCUUCACUUCACGGUGAACCCAAAGCCCCGCGUAGAGUUCAUCGACCGGCCUCGCUGCUGCCUACGGGGGAAGGAGUGCAGCAUCACACGCUUCGGACAGGUGGAGAGCCGCUGGGGCUACAGUGGGACCAGUGACCGUAUACGGUUUUCAGUGAACAGGAGGAUCUUCGUGGUGGGCUUUGGCCUCUACGGCUCCAUACACGGCCCCACAGACUACCAAGUCAACAUCCAGGCACUGCCCACCUUAACUAACCAAAUCAGUCAAUCAUAUUUGAUUUAUAUAGACAGAAUACAUUGGAACAAAGACUCCCUUCCCUCUCUGAUCAUUCACACAGAUAGUAACACAGUGCUGGGUCAGAACGACACAGGCUUCAGCUGUGAUGGCUCAUCCAACACCUUCAGAGUCAUGUUCAAGGACCCGGUGGAGAUCCUACCCAACGUCAACUACACAGCCUGCGCCACACUCAAGGGUCCUGACUCUCACUAUGGGACCAAAGGAAUGCGUAAGGUGACUCACGAGUCGUCCUCCACUGGCACCAAGACAUGCUUCACCUUCUGCUACGCUGCGGGCAACAACAACGGCACCUCAGUAGAAGACGGACAGAUCCCCGAAGUCAUCUUCUAUACCUAGACCUGAGGGCUCAGGGUCACUGGACUGCUGAGACUCUGGCCGUUUGAAUAUGUAACAAAUGCCCAUCAACAAUUGGAGCAUGUUCUCUCUCAACUCCCACUGGGCCUCUAUACUGGUCAGAACUAUUGACUAACUUGGGAAAAGGAGAGCUUGAGAUGUAUUUACAGAACCACCCCUUAUGGUCUGUAGCUAAAUUCAUGUGGGAGUGAGAUGCAUCCAGCUACUCCAAUGUAUAUAUGAACAACAUACUGUUACACUACCAAUUAGGAUCCAUCUGCUUGAUCUGUGACACUAACAAAACAGGGGAAAUAUCUUUAACCGUCAGGUCUCCAUAUUCAAAAUGUUGCCUUUACAGGAUGUCAGGUGCAGAAU